AUGACUCAUCUGCUCGGAAAUUCAAGCGCUCGAUUUGGAACCUUUUUGCAGAGGUUAAUCAGCAAGCUACAGGAAGGAUCCAGGCAGUUGUUCGAGGUAACGGAAGGGCGCACAUUCAUUCGAGAUGCAGUGAUUGUCGUGCCGAGUCAUUGGAAAGAACCGGAGAGAGAAGAACUUGAUAUUACUGGCAUCAGUUUCGAUGGCGAAACGAGCAACAAGCACUUUGGAUCGGCGGACAUGCAGGUCUUUUCUUCCGGCAGAGAAGGCGGCUCCUUGAUUUAUACCGUGAAAACGUCUCCCUGCGAACAACGAGGAAGAUCCAUUCGCGUCUCUGAGUCUUAUCUAAAUAAUGACGAGGAAAACUUUGGCGGGGAUUUCGUGGCUCAAUUCGCCAAGUUACGCUUUGGCGUUUUCGACGAAACCCCGAUUAGCCCCAAGCACGAGUUCUAUUUUGACAGCGAUCGGAAAAUUCAGGCGACCAAGUGCUCGGCUGAUAUUCAGGAAGGGCUUUUAAGUGGAACUUUUCAUCGUUUAUGA
This is a messenger RNA of Oikopleura dioica, 537 nucleotides long. NCBI's taxonomy places the organism in Eukaryota, Metazoa, Chordata, Appendicularia, Copelata, Oikopleuridae. The record is from the annotation of a GenBank genome assembly.